AUCCGCAGCCGCCGCAGCAGCAGCAGCAGCAGCCGCCGCCGUUGCCGUUGCACGCCACUUGUGGCGCACCGGGACGUCGUCGGGGAGGCUCCUGCAGCAACUUCUUGCGCUGGGACGACGGGGAAGUCGCGUCAAACCGCAGCAUGGUGACUCGGACUUUUGCGACUGAUUUCUUGCGGAACGCAUGAACAAAAAGCGAUUCUCCACACACCACCCAGCCACACCACACCACACCACACACCCUCCUCACAGCGAGCACACAUUUGAAGCUUUUUGGACACUGAUGGGAAUUGACUGAACACGCACGCACGCACGCACGCCGCAACUCAAAGAGCAAUGCUGCGCUGGGAGGCAAAACUCUUUUUUGGGACCUUUGCGGGAUUUGUGUUUUGAUGCUCUCGCGACAGGAAGCUGCGUAAGUUCCGCCACUCUCGUCGGCUUUCAUCAAACACUUGGCAAUGACGGACAGUUUUUGCGUUUGUUUCCAACUCAAGUAGUCAGGAUGCGUUCAAGUGCCGAGCUGAACCUCCAAGUGUUGGUCUUGCUGCUGCUGCGCAUCGGCGGGGGCUCGGCCAUUAGCUCCAUUGAGCCCGACUGGCCGGGAGAGGGCAAAUGUCAGCAAAUCAGCAUCCCCCUGUGCAAGGACAUCGGCUACAACACGACGCGCACGCCCAAUCUCAUGGGCCACGACGACCAAAAAGAAGCCGCCAUGAAGCUUCAAGAAUUCGCAACGCUGAUCCAAUUCGGAUGCCACAGUCAUCUGAAAUUUUUUCUUUGUUCGCUCUACGCCCCCAUGUGCACCGAGCAGGUGUCCAACCCCAUCCCCGCUUGCAGAGUCAUGUGCGAGCAGGUCAAAGUCAAGUGCUCGCCCAUUUUGGAACAGUUCAACUUCCCCUGGCCGGACUCGCUGGACUGCUCUCGGCUCCCCACCAAAAACGACCCCAACUACCUGUGCAUGGAGGCGCCCGACGACGGCUCCGACGAGCCUCCCAAAGUCUCGCACACCCAGACGCCCGAUUUCAGAGCGCAGCGCCCCCUCGACCCGCCGGAGCCGCCCCCGAGGGACACCGGCGGCGGGCGGUUGUGCGGCAACCCCGGCAAGUUCCACUACGUGGAGAAGAGCGAGUCGUGCGCCCCGAAAUGCUACCCCAAAGUGGACGUCUACUGGAGUCAGGGAGACAAGCGCUUCUCCUUGGUGUGGAUGGCCGCCUGGUCCGUCCUGUGCUUUGUGUCCAGCGCGUUCACCGUGCUCACUUUCCUCAUCGACCCCCAGCGCUUCAAAUACCCCGAGCGGCCCAUCAUCUUCCUCUCCAUGUCCUACUGCGUUUACUCGCUGGGCUACCUGGUCCGACUUUUCGCGGGAGCUGACAGAAUCGCCUGCGACCGAGACAGCGGGGUCCGCUACGUCAUCCAAGAGGGUCUGGAGAGCACCGGCUGCACCGUGGUCUUCCUCAUCCUCUAUUAUUUCGGCAUGGCGAGCUCCCUUUGGUGGGUCAUCUUGACCCUCACGUGGUUUCUGGCCGCCGGAAAGAAGUGGGGUCACGAGGCCAUCGAGGCCAACAGCAGCUACUUCCACCUGGCGGCGUGGGCCCUGCCGGCCGUGAAGACCAUCGUCAUCCUGGUGAUGAGGAAGGUGGCGGGGGACGAGCUGACGGGCCUUUGCUACGUGGGCGGCAUGGACGUCAAAGCGCUCACGGGCUUCGUGCUCGUUCCCCUCUCCUGCUACCUCGUCGCGGGCACUUCCUUUCUCCUGUCCGGCUUCGUGGCUCUCUUCAACAUCAGGAAGAUCAUGAAAACCGAAGGGGAGAACACAGACAAGCUGGAGAAGUUGAUGGUUCGGAUCGGCGUCUUUUCCGUGCUUUACACCGUGCCGGCCACGUGCGUCAUCGCCUGCUACUUCUACGAACGGCUCAACAUGGACCGCUGGCGCGCGCUGGCCGUCGAGCGCCAGUGUAAGGACGACGGCGGCCAGGGGUCCGAGUGCCUUUUGAAGACGUCCGUGCCCGCCGUCGAGGUCUUCAUGGUCAAGAUCUUCAUGCUGCUGGUGGUGGGCAUCACCAGCGGCAUGUGGAUCUGGACCUCCAAGACCUUGCAGUCCUGGCAGAACGUGUUCAGCAGGAAACUCCAAAAGAGGACGCGAAGGAAGGCGAGCGGCGUGUUCGCCGGCGGGCGGCCUUGCGCCAAACCUCAGCCGUCUCUCAAAGGGCACGCCGCCAAGUACCAACCCACGCGGCCCCCUCCCACAUGUGUAUGAGCUGCCUCUUUUCCCGCCUAGUAACGCCAUAAAACCCCCUCACCGUGACACGUUUAUGAUAGAUUUAUGCGAGCUGCAUUGAAUAUCAUGCAACAUGUUUUGUCGUUGUUGUAUCUCAUGCAACGAGAGCUGCCUUUGUUUGUGUGUGUGUGUGUGUGUGGGGGGGGGGGGGGGGGGG
Molecule: messenger RNA, 2432 nt
Organism: Phyllopteryx taeniolatus (common seadragon)
Lineage: Eukaryota; Metazoa; Chordata; Actinopteri; Syngnathiformes; Syngnathidae
Gene: fzd10
Product: frizzled class receptor 10
Exons: 1
Coding region: 503-2254 (583 amino acids)
Biological process (GO): non-canonical Wnt signaling pathway; canonical Wnt signaling pathway
Cellular component (GO): plasma membrane
Molecular function (GO): Wnt-protein binding; Wnt receptor activity
Source: RefSeq, a predicted model, not a curated record